AUGCACCAGCAGCAGCAUUUCGGCCAGAAGGACAUCGUCAGCACGUCCAUGGACUCAGCGGUGCCCUACCAGACACAGUUCGGGUAUGCCGCGACGGACGCUUGGUCGUACAACUCCACGGUGACGCCAAUGAAGCAAAUCGAAGCCUGCCUGCAGAGCGCGGGUAAAGACAGGAAGGCCUACUCCCCCCUAGACCAAGCCGACGCGUUGUCCUUAGAAGAGGGCGACACCAGGACGACCGAAAACAACAACAGGAACAACGCGCACAACAAGAACCACGGCAGCAUCAACUCCAUAUCCCCCGCCCUAUCCAACGCGGGGGCCAUUCUGGAAAUGAAACACCUGUGGGACGAAUUCCACUCCCUUGGCACGGAAAUGAUAGUCACCAAGGCCGGCAGAAGGAUGUUCCCCACCUUCCAGGUGAAGCUGUGCGGCCUGGACCUACAUUCGGAGUACAUGCUGAUGAUGGACUUCGUGCCCGUCGACGACAAGAGAUACAGAUACGCCUUCCACAGCUCCAGCUGGGUAGUGGCCGGGAAGGCGGACCCUGUGUCACCCCCCAGGAUACACGUUCAUCCCGACAGUCCUGCCACGGGCGCGCAGUGGAUGAAACAGACCGUGUCCUUCGACAAACUCAAACUAACCAACAAUCAACUAGACGACAACGGACAUAUAAUCCUGAAUUCGAUGCACAGAUACCAGCCUAGGUUCCACAUAGUGUACCUACCCCCGAAAACCAGUCAAACUGGCGAAGAAAGCUGUGGGGAAAAUUUCAAAACUUUCGUAUUCCCAGAAACUGCCUUUACCGCCGUCACUGCAUACCAGAACCAUAGGAUAACACAAUUAAAAAUAGCCAGCAACCCGUUCGCCAAGGGCUUCAGGGACUGUGAUCCGGAUGACAGUGAUCCUGAAGGUCAGGCAAGCCAGUCCCAAAGGACGAGAACCACGUCUAGGUCUACGCCAAAUAAUGACGACCACCAAGACCAACUGGCCCACCAACCGGACGCCGCGCACAUCUCCCACCCCUCCGCCAUAUUUCAGAACCGCUACCAGAACACCACCCAAUCCUCGGCGCCCUCUAUCCUCCAGUCGAACUUACUAACGGCCGGACUUAGCCCGAUAGGACAGCCUUACUCCGCGGAAAUCUGCAACUACGGCCCUGUCUACCACUCCCACAACCUGUUGCACAACUACAACCCGGUGUACAGCAACGAGAAGGGGAUGAGGAGUCCCAAUUUCGGUAGGACUAUGUACGGCAACUACCCCGGGUUCUAUGGGAAUAACGGGAAUUUCAGAAGUACGGGCCUGCAUCAAAACGGGUACGACUUUAGUCCGAGAUAGAUAAUGCGACGGGUUAGGGAUCUUAGAAUAUUUUAAAGAAUUCAAAACGUACUAUUUUAAGAGAGAAUAUUUUGUUGUA
This is a messenger RNA of Anoplophora glabripennis (Asian longhorned beetle), 1420 nucleotides long. RefSeq names its product T-box transcription factor TBX10 (gene org-1). Gene Ontology annotation, molecular function: RNA polymerase II cis-regulatory region sequence-specific DNA binding; DNA-binding transcription factor activity, RNA polymerase II-specific. The transcript is spliced from 9 exons. The coding region runs from base 1 to 1341 and encodes 446 amino acids. Gene Ontology annotation, cellular component: nucleus. The record is from RefSeq and is a predicted model, not a curated record. Lineage: Eukaryota; Metazoa; Arthropoda; Insecta; Coleoptera; Cerambycidae. Gene Ontology annotation, biological process: positive regulation of DNA-templated transcription; cell fate specification; regulation of transcription by RNA polymerase II.